Molecule: messenger RNA, 342 nt
Organism: Brassica napus (rape)
Lineage: Eukaryota; Viridiplantae; Streptophyta; Magnoliopsida; Brassicales; Brassicaceae
Product: multiprotein-bridging factor 1b-like
Exons: 3
Coding region: 16-321 (101 amino acids)
Cellular component (GO): nucleus
Molecular function (GO): DNA binding
Source: RefSeq, a predicted model, not a curated record
CUGAUAGUGAUCUGUAUGUUGUUGUUGUACGUAGACAAUGCUGGAACCAACAAGGCGGCUUCAAGCGGCACCUCCUUGAACACGAAGAGGCUUGAUGAUGACACUGAGAACUUAGCUCAUGAACGUGUGCCUACUGAGUUGAAGAAAGCCAUCAUGCAAGCCCGAGGGGAGAAGAAGCUGACCCAGUCCCAACUCGCUCAGCUGAUCAACGAGAAGCCGCAAGUGAUCCAAGAGUAUGAGUCAGGGAAAGCAAUUCCGAAUCAGCAGAUCCUUUCUAAGCUGGAUAGGGCACUUGGACCUAAACUCCGUGGGAAGAAGUAAUGACAAAAGCUCUUUAAAGGU